Molecule: messenger RNA, 3726 nt
Organism: Sapajus apella (tufted capuchin)
Lineage: Eukaryota; Metazoa; Chordata; Mammalia; Primates; Cebidae
Product: spectrin beta chain, non-erythrocytic 4-like
Exons: 17
Coding region: 1-3726 (1241 amino acids)
Biological process (GO): actin cytoskeleton organization
Cellular component (GO): cell projection; cortical actin cytoskeleton; cell junction
Molecular function (GO): actin filament binding
Source: RefSeq, a predicted model, not a curated record
AUGCAGGCUCGAGUGUGUAGAGUGUGUGACACUGUGGCUGUGACACUGGGCGCGAUUUAUGGGCCUAUGACACUGCUGGUGAUUGCGGGGAGUGUGCGGUUGUGUGUGACAGGAGGGAGUGACGGCGCACGAGCGCGUGGAUGCGGGGGUGAGUUUCUGCGCCGAGGCCCCCGCGAGUGUGGCAGCGUGGCAAGCGUGACCCCGUGGGAGUGUGCAGCGCGUGACGCCGCCGUGCCCGUGCAGCCCGGGGGCGUCUCCAAGCCUCAAGCUCUCCAGGCUCCGGUAGCCAAUUUUUUUGUAUCUUCACAGAUUCAAGUCAUCAAAAUUGAGACUGAGGACAACAGGGAGACGCGCUCAGCCAAGGAUGCUCUGCUCUUGUGGUGUCAGAUGAAGACAGCCGGUUACCCUGAGGUAAACAUCCAGAAUUUCACCACCAGCUGGCGGGACGGAUUGGCCUUCAAUGCCCUCAUUCAUCGGCACAGGCCCGAUCUCGUGGACUUCAGCAAACUCACCAAGUCCAACGCCAACUACAACCUGCAGAGAGCCUUCCGCACAGCUGAGCAGCACCUGGGGCUGGCGCGGCUGCUGGAUCCUGAAGAUGUGAACAUGGAGGCUCCAGAUGAGAAGUCCAUCAUCACUUACGUGGUCUCUUUCUACCACUAUUUCUCCAAGAUGAAGGCUCUGGCUGUGGAGGGGAAGCGUAUCGGGAAGGUCCUGGACCAGGUGUUGGAGGUGGGGAAGAUCAUAGAACGCUACGAGGAGCUGGCAGCCGAGCUGCUGGCCUGGAUCCGCCGUACUGUGGGCCUCAUCAGCAACCAGAAAUUUGCCAACUCCUUAAGUGGGGUGCAGCAGCAGCUCCAGGCUUUCACGGCCUAUUGCACGCUGGAGAAGCCUGUCAAGUUCCAGGAGAAGGGGAACCUGGAGGUGCUGCUCUUCAGUGUCCAGAGCAAACUUCGAGCCUGCAACCGCCGUCUCUUCGUGCCUCGGGAGGGCUGUGGCAUCUGGGAUAUUGACAAGGCAUGGGGUGAGCUGGAGAAGGCCGAGCAUGAGCGAGAGGCUGCCCUACGGGCUGAGCUGAUUCGGCAGGAGAAGCUGGAACUACUGGCACAGAGGUUUGACCACAAGGUGGCUAUGAGGGAGAGCUGGCUGAAUGAGAACCAGCGUCUGGUCUCCCAGGACAACUUUGGGUAUGAGCUGCCUGCAGUGGAGGCAGCCAUGAAGAAACACGAAGCGAUUGAGGCGGACAUUGCAGCCUACGAGGAGCGGGUGCAGGGCGUGGCGGAGCUGGCCCAGGCGUUGGCGGCUGAAGGCUACUAUGACAUCCGGCGGGUGGCAGCCCAGCGUGACAGCGUCUUGCGCCAGUGGGCCCUGCUAACUGGGCUUGUGGGUGCCCGGCGGACACGGCUCGAGCAGAACCUGGCCCUGCAGAAGGUCUUCCAGGAGAUGGUGUACAUGGUGGACUGGAUGGAGGAGAUGCAGGCUCAGCUGCUGUCCCGGGAGUGUGGGCAGCACCUGGUGGAGGCGGACGACCUGUUGCAGAAGCAUGGACUGCUGGAGGGGGACAUUGCAGCCCAGAGCGAGCGGGUGGAGGGCCUCAAUGCCGCUGCCCUGCGCUUCUCCCAGCUGCAGGGCUACCAGCCCUGCGACCCGCAGGUUAUCUGCAACCGCGUGAACCACGUGCACGGCUGCCUGGCGGAGCUGCAGGAGCAGGCAGCGCGGCGGCGCGCAGAGCUGGAGGCCUCGCGGAGCCUGUGGGCGCUGCUGCAGGAGCUGGAGGAGGCCGAGAGCUGGGCGCGCGACAAGGAGCGCCUGUUGGAGGCUGCGGGCGGCGGCGGUGCGGCGGGCGCGGCGGGCGGCGCGCAUGACCUGUCUAGCACCGCGCGCCUCCUGGCCCAGCACAAGAUCCUGCAGGGCGAGCUGGGCGGACGGCGGGCGUUGCUGCAGCAGGCCCUGCGGUGCGGCGAGGAGCUGGCUGCGGCCGGCGGCGCCGUCGGCCCGGGCGCGGAGACGAUGCAACUCGUGGGCCUGGCUGAGCGCGCGGCGAGCGCCCGGCGCCGCUGGCAGCGGCUGGAAGAGGCGGCGGCGCGGCGCGAGCGGCGGCUGCAGGAGGCGCGGGCGCUGCACCAGUUCGGCGCUGACCUCGACGGGCUCCUGGACUGGCUUCGCGACGCUUACCGCCUGGCAGCCGCCGGUGACUUCGGCCAUGACGAAGCGUCCAGCCGCCGCCUGGCGCGCCAGCACCGCGCGCUCACUGGGGAGGUGGAGGCGCAUCGCGGGCCCGUGAGCGGCCUGCGACGCCAGCUGGCGUCUCUCGGGGGCGCCAGUGGCGCAGGGCCACUGGUGGUGGCGCUGCAGGUGCGCGUGGUGGAGGCCGAGCAGUUGUUCGCGGAGGUGACCGAAGUGGCCGCGCUGCGGCGCCAGUGGCUGCGGGACGCGCUAGCUGUCUACCGCAUGUUCGGCGAGGUGCACGCAUGCGAGCUGUGGAUCGGCGAGAAGGAGCAAUGGCUGCUCUCCAUGCGCGUGCCCGAUUCACUUGACGACGUCGAGGUGGUGCAGCACCGAUUCGAGAGCCUGGACCAAGAGAUGAACAGCCUGAUGGGCCGAGUUCUGGAUGUGAACCAAACAGUCCAGGAGCUGGUGGAAGGAGGCCACCCCAGUUCUGAUGAGGUGCGUUCCUGCCAGGACCACCUCAAUAGCAGGUGGAACCGCAUCGUGGAGCUAGUGGAACAGCGCAAAGAGGAAAUGAGCGCGGUCCUGCUGGUGGAGAACCAUGUGCUGGAAGUGGCCGAGGUGCGAACCCAGGUGCGUGAGAAGCGGCGAGCUGUGGAGAGCGCGCCCCGCGCCUGCGGCGCCCUGCAGUGGCGUCUUAGCGGCCUAGAGGCCGCUCUGCAGGCGCUGGAGCCGCGCCAGGCGGCCCUUCUGGAGGAGGCAGCACUGCUGGCUGCGCGCUUCCCGACGCAGGCGGCGCGGCUGCACCAGGGCGCAGAGGAGCUGGGCGCCGAGUGGGGCGCGCUAGCCAGCGCGGCUCAGGCCUGCGGCGAGGCGGUGGCGGCAGCAGGGCGCCUGCAGCGCUUUCUGCAUGACCUCGACGCUUUCCUGGACUGGCUGGUGCGCGCCCAGGAAGCGGCGGGCGGCAGUGAGGGGCCCCUGCCCAACAGCCUAGAAGAGGCGGACGCGCUGCUGGCACGCCACGCUGCGCUCAAGGAAGAGGUGGACCAGCGCGAGGAAGACUAUGCUCGCAUCGUGGCGGCCAGCGAGGCGCUGCUGGCCUCCGACGGCGCAGAGUUGGGCCCGGGCCUGGCACUAGACGAGUGGCUGCCGCACCUUGAACUUGGCUGGCAUAAACUGCUCGGCUUGUGGGAGGCGCGCAGGGAGGCACUGGUCCAGGCGCACAUCUACCAGCUGUUUCUGCGGGAUCUACGCCAGGCGCUCGCGGUGCUGCGUAACCAGGAGAUGGCGCUGUCUGGUGCGGAGCUCCCGGGCACGGUGGAAUCAGUGGAGGAGGCGUUGAAGCAGCACCGGGAUUUUCUCACCACCAUGGAGCUGAGCCAGCAAAAGAUGCAGGUGGCCGUGCAGGCUGCGGAGGGCCUGCUGAGGCAGGGCAACAUCUACGGGGCGCAGGCCCAGGAGGCUGUGACCCGGCUGCUGGAGAAGUGCAUACCACCACACCCCUGCUGUCUGCACCCUCCUUGGGAACUCCCAGAGCUCCCCAGAUCCAGCAGCUAG